AUGAGAGAGAUCUGGGACCAGGCGAGUAAAGGCAUAAAGACAGCACAGGAACAGAUGAAGAGGCAGACUGACAAGCACCAUCGAGAGCCUGACUUUGCAGUAGGAGAUUUUGUUUAUCUAACAUUGAAAUCAUACAAGAUGGAUCGACCAAGCCGUAAACUGGCAGAGCAGAAUGCCGGCCCCUUCAGAAUCCUGGAAAAGGUGGGCAAUGCCUACAAACUGGACCUCCCCAUAACAAUGAAAAUUCAUUCAAUCUUCUCCCCAGACAAGCUACGCAAGGACUCCAGAGACCCUCUACCUGGCCAGACUAUCAGACCACCAGACCCAAUUGAAAUAGAUGGUGAGAAUGAAUGGGAAAUAGAUCGUAUACUGGCCAGUAGAAUAAGCCGGAGCAAGCUGCAGUAUCGGGUGCGCUGGAAGGGGUUUGAUGAGGAUUCUUCAUGGUACCCCGCUCGCGACUUCAAAGGAUCACCACACGCCAUACGCGACUUCCAUGAGGCUAACCCUACAAAAGCUGGACCCCCAAGGCGACUAGAUGAGUGGCUGAAGGCAUGGGAGACAGACAGCUACCUGAAGGACGAGGUUGAUGACGACCUACCGGCAUGA
Paracoccidioides lutzii Pb01 is the source of this 606-nucleotide messenger RNA. RefSeq lists its product as hypothetical. Bases 1 to 606 code for a protein of 201 amino acids. The record is from RefSeq and is a predicted model, not a curated record. The transcript has a single exon.